AUUAAGGGACGAUCUAUGGUUUGACAGCCUCGGUGCUGCGCCUGCUGCUGCUUCUGUUACUGCGGCUGUGUGGUCUGUCAUGAGUUGAAAAGGGAUGUGAGGGUUUAGAGGAACUGCCGCUCUGAAGACUGAGCCUCUGCUAAGUGAUCUUCCUGCCAGACAGACUGGACGAGAUUUCUUCUGCACGAUUGGAAACUUGGACCUAUUAGCACUUCAUCUACACAGAGAAACAGGCAGCGUGACAGAGUGAAGAGGGGAAAGAACUACUGCAAAAACAAACAAACAGAAAGGUGAAGGCUGGAAAGAUGUUUUAGAGACCCCGUGUUAGAGAAGCUUCAAGCCACUGAAGAUGGAGAAUGAUACUGUCAGUGAAAUGAACCAAACCGAGCUCCAGCCACAAGCAGCUGUGGCCCUCGAGUACCAGGUGGUUACCAUCUUACUUGUGGUCAUUAUUUGUGGACUGGGCAUUGUGGGCAACAUCAUGGUAGUCCUGGUGGUCAUGAGAACGAAGCACAUGAGAACCCCUACAAACUGUUACCUGGUAAGUCUGGCUGUGGCAGAUCUCAUGGUUCUGGUGGCUGCAGGCCUCCCCAACAUAACCGACAGUAUCUAUGGUUCCUGGGUCUAUGGCUAUGUUGGCUGCCUCUGCAUCACAUAUCUCCAGUACCUAGGCAUUAAUGCAUCUUCAUGUUCAAUAACGGCCUUUACCAUUGAAAGGUACAUAGCAAUCUGUCACCCCAUCAAAGCCCAGUUUCUCUGCACGUUUUCCAGAGCCAAAAAAAUCAUCAUCUUUGUCUGGGCCUUCACAUCCAUUUACUGUAUGCUCUGGUUCUUCCUGCUGGAUCUCAACAUCAGCACCUACAAAAAUGCUAUUGUGGUUUCCUGUGGCUACAAGAUCUCCAGGAACUACUACUCACCUAUUUACCUAAUGGACUUUGGUGUCUUUUAUGUUGUGCCAAUGAUCCUGGCCACUGUGCUUUAUGGAUUUAUAGCUAGAAUCCUCUUCUUAAACCCCAUUCCUUCAGACCCUAAAGAAAACUCUAAGAUGUGGAAAAAUGACUCAAUCCAUCAGAACAAGAAUUUGAAUUUAAAUGCCACCAACAGAUGUUUCAACAGCACUGUAUCUUCCAGGAAGCAGGUCACCAAGAUGCUCGCAGUGGUUGUAAUUCUGUUUGCCCUUUUAUGGAUGCCCUACAGGACUCUUGUGGUUGUCAACUCAUUUCUCUCCAGCCCUUUCCAGGAAAAUUGGUUCUUGCUCUUUUGCAGAAUUUGCAUUUAUCUCAACAGUGCCAUCAACCCAGUGAUUUACAACCUCAUGUCUCAGAAAUUUCGUGCAGCCUUCAGGAAGCUCUGCAAUUGCAAGCAGAAGCCCACAGAAAAAGCUGCUAACUACAGUGUGGCCCUAAAUUACAGUGUCAUCAAGGAGUCAGACCGCUUCAGCACAGAGCUAGAAGAUAUCACCGUCACGGAUACCUAUGUGUCAACCACAAAAGUGUCCUUUGAUGACACCUGCUUGGCCUCUGAGAACUAAAGAAGGCCAUAAAGAACCCUAUAAUGUUCUUCAUGUGUAUUUAUUUCAUAAUUAUGAUCUCAAAUAAUUCAGCAACAGAUGUCUUCAGGCAAGUUACAUACUGGGAAGCAGUUCACUAUUAAGAUUUUCAGCAACUUACGGAUUACAUCAAGUGACAAGUUUAACCUAUGGUGUGCUUAAUUCAAAACUCAAAUAAUCUUCUUUGACAAGAGUGAUCAUGGAUGUGUGUACUCAAUGUUGUCAUGUCAAAAACAUGUAAAUAGCAUUCUUUUACACCAAGCAAAUUCAUGCUAACCAAAUAAAAUAUGUUUAUCUCAUAUUUUAAGAAUUAUAUCUAGAAAACUGAAAAAGGCUGAAACAUGUAAUACCAGUUAAGAUGAUACAUUGUCUAAAACUAUCGAAUCUGGAUGUAUCAAGACAAGAAUUUAUUGACCAAUAAACCACAUAGUCUAAUAAUGACUGUAAGGCUCGAUGGAGGUUCACACUGUAGAGUCCCAACUGGAAUAAUGGGAAUGUGAAGCAUGUUGACAGUUAUGCUAAGAGAAUGGGAUAAUCAGUACUGUUGGCUAGCAUCAUUGCAAACCUGCAAGUGACUCUUUCUUUAUAGAAAAAUGAACUCAGUUCUUGUGCAUAUGGCUAUUCUUUGACUGCCAAACAGGAGCGAAUAUGAACUUCUUCAAGAACAUCUUGGACUGGUAUUACUAAAGUGAAAUCUUUUUAAAAAUUCAAUAUGACUCAGAAUAGAAUGGUUUCAACUGACCAAAGGUCUUCCUUCAGAAGUCAGUAAGCACAUUGUGGUACUGAAAUGAUACAGGAUUUUACAAUAAGGAAGCAAAAUUUAAUCCCUAGCCAUGAGGACAAGCCACUCCUGGUUUGAUAUAUACAAAAAUUACUGUCAUGUCUUUUAUUAAUAUGUCUCAAAAAAUUGUCAUUUGCUGGAUGACUCUGAACACAUCCUGAAAAAUCAAUUUGUUCUGAGCCUCUACAUAUAUGCUUCAAGACCCUUGAAUAACCAAUAACUCUAAAUAGGCAAAUAAACAGAAAACCCCAUGUAGGACAAGCUCAUUUCAUGUUUGUAUCCCACAAAUUAAACUAAGAUGAUGAGCCUGACAUUGACUUUCUGUUGAAUGAGUGAAUGAAUGAAUGAAUGAAUGAAUAAGUAAAUUGAUGAAUCUCCAACUAAGAAAUAUAACCUAAAACCUUUGUGACUCCUGAUUUUCCCAUAGAUUUCUUUACUAUUAUAAAACUUUAUUGUUUGUUUUAAUCAUCUUAAACCAUUCUCCUGGCUCAUUAAAAUGUACUAUAUUGUGUCAGAUAGUGGUCACAACCAUCCCUGUGUAUAUAUUGUGAGUGCAAAUUCAAUAGUACUCUAACAUAUCUCACCUAAUUUAAUAAUGAUCAAGAUUAUCACAUGUACUUUCAGAGAAUGACAACAUAUUAUCACUGACAUGUGAAUAGAAUAUGCAGAGUACAUGGUAGCAAGAGAAGUUGUAUAAUUUCAGACUACAAACAUUAGAAUUCCUCAUAGGGAAAAGAAUAUCAAGGGGUGAUAGAGUAAUUAGAACAACCUGUUAGGGAAGCUUGAAAGUUCGUUUAAGAUUAGACUUGGUUUAGAUAGUUAGGAAAAGCCAACUGAUGUAAGAAAAGCAAGAUGAGGAGGUAUAGGGUGAAAAGAAACAACUCCACGUGUUAUGGUUAUGUGUCCAGUACAGUAUGAUUCAUCAGGGAUUGAUUAAGGCAAGCAACUAGGAGAAAGGAAAAGAAGGGAGGUAAAGUACUUCCUAGUGCUUAUAUUUGAUGAGGAAAUAUUCAUCCAGAUACAGUAAAUAGAUGUGUAUAUUAGUAAGCUGUCUUGUAUUUUCUGAACAUUGUGAAUUUCACUUAGCUAUAAAAAUAUAGAAUGCUAUAUGUCUCCUAAGUGUUAUAAUUCUGUAAGUAUCCUAAAGUCAUAAUUUUCCAAGUAAAAACUAUGCUGUAUAUGUAUAUAUCUUUUCUAUAUUACAUUGUCAUUGUAUAUGGGGCAUAUUUAUUUAUGUAUAUAUGAUUCAGAGGUCCAUAAUAGCCAUGAAGUUAUCCAGUUAUGCUAACCAUAGAGAUCCAAGAUAGCUCAUAGGUCCUUCAUAAGCCUAAGCAUCCAUAUUAAAUGUGAAACUGAUAAUCAGUGAACUCCUUAGCUUCUAAUUCCUUCUACCUGUUGACUUGCAUGUUGCUUCUAUUGUGCUCCUGAAUGAUUGAUUUCCUACAACAUGCCUCCCUCUGAAUGGUUUGGUUUCCUUCCACCAAUUGUAGAAAGCUGUAUGCUGACUCAUCUCAUUGCUGGGAGAUUAACCAUUGUGUCCAUGUGGACAAAGAAUCUUCUUUAAGAAAUUGUGAUAUUAUGUGUUCUCUCUGCAGUGUGAAACUGUUUUUGUAUGUGUAUGUAUGAGCAAUAAAGUAUCAAACUG
Molecule: messenger RNA, 3975 nt
Organism: Mus caroli (Ryukyu mouse)
Lineage: Eukaryota; Metazoa; Chordata; Mammalia; Rodentia; Muridae
Gene: Trhr
Product: thyrotropin releasing hormone receptor
Biological process (GO): phospholipase C-activating G protein-coupled receptor signaling pathway
Cellular component (GO): membrane
Molecular function (GO): thyrotropin-releasing hormone receptor activity
Source: RefSeq, a predicted model, not a curated record